Messenger RNA from Marchantia polymorpha subsp. ruderalis, 2904 nucleotides. NCBI's taxonomy places the organism in Eukaryota, Viridiplantae, Streptophyta, Marchantiopsida, Marchantiales, Marchantiaceae. The record is from the annotation of a GenBank genome assembly.
UAUGAGCAUGACAUUCAUCUGCCAUGUUCAUAAGACUCGGUAUACAGAGUAAAAGCAGAUAAGGAGAAAGACAAUGUGGAGCCCCUGCGGCAUAUGAGGUCGUCCGGUGGUCUGUGGCUAAAGUGCGCAGGGCGGAAUUGGUGAAGAUUUUUGGCAAAUGUUCUGCAUGUUCUGUGCCUCGAAACGCCACAGGAGUUUACAGGAGGAUCGUGUCGCUGUGAACCUUUUUCAGAAUGUGUCACGUCGUUUCUGCCUACGGAUUCCGUUGUGGGAUACAUCUGUGCCAGACGCAGAACAAGGUUGCUUUGAUUCAUCCAGAAGGACAGUGGUAUAAAACUUCAGCAAGCGCGUGGAGACUCGAAGGGUAAACAUCACGGUUGGUCCGAUGAAAUGAAGUGCUCUGUUAGGAAUCUAAGAUACUCGCUCGCACCAGCACCGGUCAAUCUCAAACCAAACCUCACAUCUCAAGGCUCAAACCAAACUUCAAUCGGCAAACUCGAUUAUGUCUUCUCAGUCUUCUCUUUAUGCUUACUCCAGAGGCUCUGGUCAGAGUCUUUAAACGUAGACAUUUUAUGUGAUACGAACGAAUCAUACUGAGUUUGGUAGAUACGAACGUCACCACUUGGAUUCAUAUCAACUCCUUGAGUACUAGUACGAAGUGACAGUCCGGAAACAGAACUAAAUUUCAUAAUGUCCCAUAUUGCCUAACUCACCUUUGAGCGAGAAUGAGACCCCACGGGUCGCAUAUUUGUGAUGCGUAUAAAUGAAAGAUGGUUUCACGUGUGCGUCACCAAAUCAGUCCACCAGCAAAACGUCAGUAGCUGGUGUGUUCUUUCAUAAUGAUUAUAGCUGCCAGGAGUUUGUCGAAGAGUACUAACUUAGGACGUGUCCAUGAACGAGAUGUAUGUGAAGAUCAUGAAGGGGACCAUGGAUCAGACACAGUGGUGACCUAUGCAGAAGACGGUGGUGGAAAGAUACUCGAGGUGUGGGUUUUGUUUGAUUCUGCCCUAUGGCACCUGGCAAGGUGCAAGGUGGGAGUUGGGAGAAGGGCAUGUCCUCCAGAGAAGCUCGGAAGUUCCUCCGCACAACGUUUGUCAGGACUCGUUGGUGGUGGUGUAUAGUGAUGACCUCUCAUGUGUCAAACACGUUAACAUUUCGUCGUAAGAUUGUGACAAAUCCUCGACGAAUGCAUAGAAGUUCUCGCCUCCUCGAAGAAGCACAGCAUUUUCUUCUCUUCAGCCAGGCGAGAGUUGGUCGCCGCAUGAACAGUCUGUCACCAGUAGGGUGAUGGCAAGAGACGAAUUAAGAAUCACGUGGGUGUGGAGCUGGAGAAUUACAGAUCUGGGUUUCCUGUCGGAUCUUGUGUAUGGAGUGAGUAGGUUUUCAACCGAAGGCUCUAUAUACUAUAUGUUAGGUUCGAAGGACGAGUGUGCAUCUGAUCCUGACUUGGCUCAUCUCUUUAAAGAAACGAUCUGUCCUGUCGGUCCUGCGAGGCUAUUCUCUGCAAGGGCCGAGAUGCCCUUUCAGAAUAUAGCCUCGAAAAAACGCGGGGAAAAACUAGCAAACUUCACCGUCGAACUUCCCGAGCAUCUCGGCGAAAAGAUUGUUUCCAGACUUCAAGCGCCUGUGUAGUCGAUACGCUGGUACUCCAAGUUUGCUGUCGGUGCUAGUUGCAGUUUCGUGAAAGACUCUGCAACCAGCACCGACGGCAAACUUUAUCUCUUUCUCUAUAUUCUGUCUUCUCUAUUUCUUGCAAGGUCAAGUCUGUUCCAUCUACUAGGUCAGUUUCUGUCCUGCUUUCGUGUCAAGUGGAGAAUUUGGUGCCCAUUUGACAGGUUUCGAUCGAAGCUCCGGAAUUUGUCGAACGCUCACCAUCCAUCCUGCAGUCCCAUAUCCAAAGGAAGCGUAUGCUAGGACAAAUUUUUGGGGAGAUGCAUCAUGUUGUCCAGGGACCCUUCCCAGGCUGGAACUGGAUUCGACAAAGCCAACGUUUUGACCGGACUCUGGAGACUUCUGCCGUACCGCCACAAAGCAACAAAAAACCUAUGGCACUGGUAAUCCAACUGGCUCACAUGAAUACAAGCUGCUCCUCGAUGAACUGGCAGAUAAACCAGACUGGAGUGAUCAGAUUUAUGAUAUCUCAACCAGGGCAUGGUCAGAAAAUUCAACUGAAUUGGAUUUUUUCAGUUCGUCAACAAACAGUGCUUUGGAUGGUGAAAUGAGUUUCCUGUACAAGUGACCACGGCAGAGAGCUUACAUGGUCAUAUUGAAAUACACUAUGGAUAGUGGGACUGGACAGAGAGUAAUUCUCGCGUUUAUAAAAAGAACGAGAAACUUCUAAACGGAGAUGCGUAUUUGUGUUCUCCAAAGGUUCAGCUGACAAAUAUUUUUGAAGUUCGAGACAUGAAAGUAUGUAGCCAAGUUCCGUCCCAUGACAUCCGAGCUAGAAUGUACGAACUAGACGUGAAAUCCUUGAAACUCUUGGAAGAGUUCAAAAAAGUCAUCAAGAAUGUUAGUCCAUGAAUUAAUUGUAUCAGACUUUUACUGCAUUCUCUUUUCUGAGAUUUUGGUGAUGAAGGUCGUUUGUCACUCUCUAGAUUUAGUUAAAGUGAGCGAACGUGAUUGAGACAUCAUUCUUCUCCAGGAAAUGGAAGUCAAGCUCCUGAAAUGGAAGAAGUUUUCUUCCUUUUAACCGUGUCUAAUGCCUUUUGCUCGGGCCUGACUCCAACAAGAGGAUUCUCAUGUAAGGGACGUACGUUCAAAGCCUAUUGUGGUUGGAAGAAUGGACUGAAGUGUGCUUCCGAAGGAUCUUUUCUGAAGUCCUGGAUUCAACUGUUGUUCCUCUGAAACAAGCUGGACGGGAGUAGCUCGAUACUACAUACACCUACCUUAUUAUAUGUUCUG